AAAGAACCUGGAUACUAUCUCGGUUUCAUGUCCCACGCUCCUCAAGGUCUUCUUUCGAUAUGUGAUCCUCAAGAUGCAAGGAUCGAAGAAGUUUACUGGGACCAAUGUUUUCUCGUCGAGCGGUAUUGGCGCUUGAAUCUACUAUCCAGAACAAGAUUAAUCAACUCAUAUCCUUGAUUGAAGAACAUUAUGUUUCUCCGCAUUCAAGCGUCAAGAUGUCCAUGGCAUACCGCUCCGUCACUACGGACAUUAUCACUGAAUACUGCUUCGCAGAAUCUGCGAAUACCCUUACCCCAAAUUUCGAUCACCCGAUACAGAUAGGCGUACGGGAGCUUGGCAAAAGGGUCUGGAUCCAAAGAUAUUUUCCUUUUCUCAACUCUUUGACCUCAAAAGCCCCUCCAAAACUCGUUCAAUGGCUUUUUCCAAGUUUUAGAAGCUAUGUGGAGACGAAAACCGGAUACGAGAAGCAGAUUGAUGGGCUCAUGCGCAAUCCAGAUUCCCUCUCUACCAUUGAUCAUGAAACAAUCUAUCAUCACCUUCUCAACCCCAAGGAUCAAGUAGCACUUUCCCGAACAACGCUGGUUCAUGAAGCGUUCACUCUUGUUGGUGCCGGCAGUGAUACUGUUGGCAAUGCUUGCACUGUAGGAACCUUCUUUGCUUUGAAAAAUCAGAUGAUAGGUCGUAAACUUGUGGAAGAACUUCGCGAAGCAUGGCCCGAUGAAGAUAAACCACUAAGCUACGUGGUGCUGGAGAAACUACCAUAUUUGACUGCUUUUAUCAAAGAAGCACUACGAUUCUCAGUUGGAGUGAUCCACCAUAUUCCUCGUGUCGUUGGUACUGCCCCCACUGAAAUUGGUGGUCACAAGAUUCCUCCGGGCACGGUCGUCGGAAUGAGCUCAGCAUUCUUGCACAUGAAUCCUGAUGUGUUUUCUGACCCUUACACGUUCAACCCGGAACGAUGGCUGACUCAAGAUACGAGCACAAUGAUGUUUGAUUUCGCUCCUUUUAGCAAAGGUCCUCGUAUCUGCAUAGGAUUGAAUCUAGCAUGGUGUGAAUUAUACCUUAUCUUCGGCAACAUAUUCCCUUCAAAUCGGACUAUAUAUCCCCUUACUGGCAUUGGGAAGAUUACAGGGUGUUUGUAGAAAAAAGAAUUUGAAGUCUUACUAGAAAUUGGUAACAACUAGCUAU
This is a messenger RNA of Lentinula edodes (shiitake mushroom), 1188 nucleotides long. Its product is annotated as cytochrome P450. The record is from RefSeq and is a predicted model, not a curated record. The coding region runs from base 105 to 1142 and encodes 345 amino acids. Lineage: Eukaryota; Fungi; Basidiomycota; Agaricomycetes; Agaricales; Omphalotaceae. The transcript is spliced from 7 exons. Gene Ontology annotation, molecular function: heme binding; oxidoreductase activity, acting on paired donors, with incorporation or reduction of molecular oxygen; iron ion binding.